Nerophis lumbriciformis (worm pipefish) is the source of this 4021-nucleotide messenger RNA. It is a transcript of the gene nck2a, whose product is annotated as NCK adaptor protein 2a. Gene Ontology annotation, molecular function: receptor tyrosine kinase binding; signaling adaptor activity. Gene Ontology annotation, cellular component: cytoplasm. Lineage: Eukaryota; Metazoa; Chordata; Actinopteri; Syngnathiformes; Syngnathidae. Gene Ontology annotation, biological process: cell migration; ephrin receptor signaling pathway. The record is from RefSeq and is a predicted model, not a curated record.
CACAAGUCAACCAUUGCGAGCUUGUUCCUAGUAAAUGCAGUGUGGAAGGGUAAAGGCACUGAAACCUGCGACAGAGAAACAAGUCAGCAUUGCUUGAACAGUUAGUCUACAAUUUAUUAAAAAAAAAGGGUGAAAACAGUAAAAGUACACUGUUUGGUGUAAUUUAAACGUCAAUUAUCCAAGUUUCUUACUUGUUAGCUAGGCGGCUGUCUCCUGGUUGCUGAGUGUCGCUGUUUCUCCCUGGAGCUAACACUAAGGGGGACUCCAUGAAAGAUGACAGAGGAGGUGAUUGUUGUAGCCAAGUGGGACUACACGGCCCAGCAGGACCAGGAACUUGACAUACGUAAAAACGAGCGUCUCUACCUGCUAGACGACUCUAAAACUUGGUGGCGCGUCCGCAACACGGCCAACCAAACCGGCUACGUGCCGUCCAACUACGUGGAGCGCAAGAACAGCCUGAAGAAAGGCUCGCUAGUGAAGAACAUCAAGGACACGCUAGGUUUGGGCAAAACAAAGAGGAAGACCAGCGCCCGUGAUGCUUCCCCGACGCCGAGCUCGGACACGGAAUACCCCAGCAACGGCAGCGGGGGCCCGGUAGGAGGGGCGGCGGAGAGAAUCUACGACCUCAACAUGCCUGCCGUGGUCAAGUUCGCCUAUGCAGCGGAGCGGGACGACGAGCUGACCCUGCUGAAGGGCUCCAGGGUGGUGGUGAUGGAGAAGUGCAGCGACGGCUGGUGGCGAGGCAGCCAGGGGGGCCGCGUGGGCUGGUUCCCCUCCAACUACGUCCAGGAGGAGCUGGGCGAGAGUCCUGACCGAGUUGGCGAGGGGGAUUCCUACACUCAUGGGACCUUGAUGGCCAACGGGAGCAUCGGGGGCCGCCGCCGCGCCGUCCUGGUUCAGACGCUCUACCCCUUCAGCUCCGUCACGGAGGAGGAGCUUAACUUUGAGAAGGGCGAGAUCAUGGAGGUGGUGGAGAAGCCGGAGAAUGACCCCGAGUGGUGGAGGUGUAAGAACUCACGCGGCAUGGUGGGCCUGGUGCCUAAAAACUAUGUCACGGUUCUGGACGAGCGACCGGGCCACCCGUCACCCUCCAUGAAAGGCUCCCCGCGGAACCGCCACAUGGCACCGGCGCGCUCAGGAAGGUUUGCCGGGAGGGACUGGUACUAUGGAAACAUCACCCGGCACCAGGCCGAAUGUAUACUCAACGAGAGAGCGGACGAGGGCGACUUCCUUGUACGGGACAGCGAGUCAUCGCCCAGUGACUUCUCCGUGUCUCUGAAGGCGGCGGGCAAGAACAAGCACUUCAAAGUGCAGCAGGCCGACGGCAUUUACUGCAUCGGCCAGCGCAGGUUCAACUCCAUGGACGAGCUGGUGGAGCACUACAAGAAAGCCCCCAUCUUCACCAGCGAGCGUGGGGAGAAGCUGUACCUGGUUAAAGCGCUGCUGUGACGCCCCUCGACACUGGAUCCCCCUCCCACACACACACACACACUAAUACACACACAUCACCACUUGCAAGCUGUCUUAACCCAAGCCUUCUCUGGCGGAAUCCACGCACUACAGCAACAGCCUCUGUCGCCCCCCAGUGGCCGUUAAGUGAAGUUUCAUCUUAAGUCCAGCAGGUGAGCAGUUCCACCCCAAGAUUAAACACACCCGAGGCCUCCCCCCCCCCCCCCCCCCCAGGAUCUCCAACACUGUUGCUCUUAACUCAAAAAAAAGGGGACAAACAGUAAAAAAAUAAAUCUAAUUUCAAUCAUCAUUACUCUUCACCAAGUGACCAGAAUCGCUCUCUCGCCGUUUUGUCUCCCUCCAAAAUGUCAGAUUUGCAUUUUUUUUAAUGUUCUGCCUCGUUUUGUUCCACUUGUCGCACCUGAGUGGUGAAACUAAGACUAAAAUAUUCUGAGCUUAAGUCCUUUUAGGUGGAAGUGACAUAAGAAAAGUGACAUUGUGCUGGUUUGGGCCUUUUCUGCUCAUGUUGUUUACUUCACAGGAAGUAAACAUCUAUUCAUUUUGUCUUUGAACACCACAAAAACUAACUUUUCUUUAUGUUUCUCAAGCCGCCGCGCCUCACAUCUGCUACGCGAAGCGCUAGAAGAUUCCAGGAUACUUUAAAACACUCUUUUCACCUCGCAAGUACCGGCGAGUGUGUGGCACACUCACUAGCUGUACUGACCGAUACGGCGUGGCUCUUUCACGAUGGUCGUCCGCCAUCUAGUGGAUUAAAAAAGUCACUACAUUUGACCCGCGAUUCAAAUCAAUUUAGCUUGUCGAGUCAACAGGAAGAGAACUUUGACCUCGUUUAAAGCCGUAAAAUGAAAAUAAUCCAAAGACUUUGGAGUGUUUUCCUUAUUCAAUUUAGAGCGACGCCACGCUGACUUUUUCCAGAACGAUUCGCGAUGGACGCAGUUUGUCGCUUCACGGUCACAUGUUUUUUUUUCUUAAAGUGACACACACCUAGAGGCUUUGAGGGCCACAGUAUCAUAUCAUUCCCAUCAAAGUUGUUCUUUAUUAUUCUCAAGCUGCUGCACCUCACCUUUUGAAGGCGCCUGCUCUAACGUAUACAAGUUUCUCUGCUCCUCGCCAAGCAUAGCUCUCAAUGUAUUUAGAUUUUUUUUUUUUUUACACCCAAAUCUUUAUUUUUCUCAAGCUGCUGCGCCUGCUCUUACUGAGGCUAGAACAGGGCUGUCCAAAGUGAGACCCCCGGGCGGCUCCAGUUUUGUUGGCUUGCAAUAUAAUUGUCAAAGUAAAAAUCCAACCCAAAACUGUACAAAUGUAAGCAAAGUGAUAAUUAGUGAUAUUUUGUCACCUGCAACGAAAAGUUUGCUCGAUUUUUGAAAUUUUUCUGACAAAAUAUCAAAAUGGCCUCUCCAUGCUUGACCCGUCAGUACUUUGGUGGAAAAGGUUUGGACACCUGUGCGAGAAUUUCCAUUUGACCACCUGAAACAUGUUAUGUCGUGAAAAGGACACGCCAUCGCCAAUUAACUUUUUCUUUCUUUUUCUCAAGCUGCUACACCUUCCCUUUUGAAAAUCAUCCCUCAAACUUUUUACCCCGAGUAUUACCACAAAAUGUUGUUUUUAAUUGGUCUUUUUUUCGUGAUUCUGCAAGUACCACCGUUGUCCCUUGGAAAGUUUUUCUUGACUUUUCUCAAGCUGCCGUACCUCAAAUGUGACCGGCCUGCGUAGUACGAUAAAACAAUUUGAACUGAAAGCAAAAUUAAUUUGUAGUUGUACGCAAGGGAUUCAUACGGCCCCCAUUCCCGGGUGGAUCUCACGUGAGAGGAAAAGAAGGGAUUAGUCUGCUGAAAAUGAUGGAAAGUGCCACCUCUGCCUAGCGACUGAGGCUGUGGUCUAAGUUGGAACUGCCACAAAACACAUUUUAAGAUAUUCAACACUUUACUGCUUUACGCCCAAAAUGUGUCACGUUACAUGUGUCAGGUAACAGCCUAACACAACUUCCUAAGAGCCCUUUGUCACUUUGUUGUGUCAUUUCCAGCUAAAAUACAACACUUGGUAAGAAUACACUGGAAAAAAACAAGUAAUUUGAUGCACCAGUGGGGGGGCAGAGAGCUGAUUUCUGGUGGCGUUUGAAUGUUAACGAGUGGAACCAAAGGUGCCAUCUUGUCCCAGGUCCGUCACAAAGUGUCACCUCAAUUUUUGCUUUCCCAUCCGCCCCCGCUAACGACUGCAGUGAAAAUCCACUUUCAUAGAUGCUUCGAAAAAAUAUAUUUCGAUUGUGCCAAAUUGGUGGUCUCCACAGUGUUCCAGGUGCACCGACUAAUCAGAUGUCCCGCAACCCGUCGAGUCCUACCCAACACUUUCUUGUCCGUGUGCGUUCGUUUGCUGACGGUCGAGCUUUUAUAGGAUUCUACCUGAAUGUUAUUUAAUUCCUGUCUCCACUGUAUGUAUAUAUUCCAAAAUAAGAUGAGGUAUGGUACUGCAUCACCCACAACGUGAUGACUAUUUACUUUUGUUCAAUAUAAAAGAUUCUUUUUUUUGGAAGAAUAUUAAAACCUUGAAUUGA